Arachis stenosperma is the source of this 2289-nucleotide messenger RNA. RefSeq lists its product as uncharacterized. The coding region runs from base 1 to 2289 and encodes 762 amino acids. NCBI's taxonomy places the organism in Eukaryota, Viridiplantae, Streptophyta, Magnoliopsida, Fabales, Fabaceae. The record is from RefSeq and is a predicted model, not a curated record. The transcript has 2 exons.
AUGAAGCCUGAUUAUUUUAUUCUAUCUUUACUCAUUCCUGGACCACAAUCACCGGGAAAUGACAUUGAUGUCUAUCUUCAACCGUUGAUUGAAGAAUUAAAAGAAUUGUGGGAGUCAGGUGUCGAAACAUAUGAUUCGAAAGAAAACAAAACAUUCAACAUGAGAGCGUGCCUUUUGUGGACAAUUAAUGACUUCCCUGCGUAUGCUAUGUUAUCUGGGUGGAGUACAAAGGGAAAAUUGGCUUGUCCAUGUUGUAAUGAUGAGACUUCUUCUAUCUAUCUGAAACAUAGUCACAAGACUGUUUAUAUGGAUCACCGAAGGUUUUUACCCAUGAAUCAUCUAUGGAGGCAUAACAAAAGUUCUUUCAAUGGAAAAAUUGAACUCAGGUCUCCACCGCAGUUGUUAGAAGGUUCAGCUGUAUUUGAUAUAUUGCGAGAGGUGGAUAAUUCUUUUGGGAAGAAGCAAAAGAGAUCAAAGAAUGGCAUAUCAAAUUGGAAAAAACGGUCAAUCUUUUUUGAGUUACCAUAUUGGAAGUCCAACAUGUUUAGACACAACCUUGAUGUCAUGCACAUAGAGAAGAAUAUAGUUGAUAGCAUAAUUGGAACUCUUUUAGAUAUUCUCGGAAAGACGAAAGAUCAUGCAGCUGCUCGUUUUGACCUUAAAGAUAUGGGUAUCAGGAAAAACCUUCAACCAAAAGAUACGAAGGAUGGAAAAAAAACUAAGUUAGCAAAAGCAUGCUUUUCAAUGACUCCACCAGAGAAAACAAUCUUUUGUAGUGUGUUGAAAGCGGCAAAAUUACCAGACGGUAGCGCUUCCAAUAUUGCUCGAUGUGUGCAUGAAACAGAAAAGAAGAUUUUUGGUUACAAGACCCAUGAUGCUCAUUUCAUGUUGCAUUACUUGUUGCAAGUACCAAUCAAGAGCAUACUUCCUGACCAUGUUGCCAUCGCUCUAGUUCGAUUAUGUUCAUUUUUUCGUCGAAUAUGUCAGAAAGUAAUUAGCUUGGAUGAGGUAGUUAACUUAGAAGCAGAGAUUGCUGAGACAUUGUGCCAAUUGGAGAGGAUUUUCCCUCCUAGCUUUUUUGGCAUAAUGGUGCACUUGCCUAUUCAUUUGGCAAAUGAGGUGAGGUUAGGUGGUCUAGUUCAAUAUCGUUGGAUGUACCCUGUUGAACGGUAUAUGUGCACACUAAAAUCGUAUGUUCGUAAUAGAAGUCGUCCAGAAGGAUCUAUUGCCGAAGGAUAUUUGGCGAAUGAGUGUAUCAAUUUUUGCUCAAGAUAUUUGCAUGAAGAUGUUCAUACAAGAUUUAAUAGAAUCCCUCGGAAUAACGAUGAGUGUGUUUCAGAUGAGGUGCGAACUCCUAGUUUGUUUCCAAGCAAAGGAUGUCCUCUUGGUGGAAGAAUGGGAGAUUUGUUUAUUUUAGAUGAAAAAUCAGAAAUACAAGGUCAUGCAUACAUCCUAAACAAUUGUGAUAAGAUCGAAGUCUACAUGAGAGAGCAUGAGGAGACAGUUAAUGAUAACAAUCCACGAAGAACAAAGUGGGAGAAAGCCAAGGACCGCAGUCAACAAUUUUCAGAAUGGUUUAAAAUUCGUGCCAUGAAAAAGGAUGUGCCUGGUUGGGCAAAAGGGUUGGCUAGGGGUCCAAAUCGAGUUGCAAAAAGAUUUUCAGGUUAUAUUAUCAAUGGGUAUAGGUUCCAUACAAGGCACCGUGAUGUGAGACGUAAAACUCAAAAUAGUGGUGUCACAUUAGAAGCAUUGACUCCUAGUUUUGCUAGUGUGAAAGAUAAGAACCCAAUUGAAGCAAAAGUAGCCUACUAUGGUAGAAUAGUUGAUAUGUUUGAGUUAGAUUAUUAUGGCCAAUUUAAGGUAGUCUUGUUUAAGUGUGAAUGGUAUACAGUUGCAAAAGACAACUUUGGUCUUUCAUAUGUGUAUUUCAAUAGAAAAUGCUACCAAGAAGAACCAUUUGUGCUGGCAUCUCAAGUAAACCAAUGCUUUUAUGUGCAAGACCCAUAUGUUGGGGACAAGCACUAUGUUAUGAAAACAAUUUCAAGAGAUUUAUUUAGGGUAAGUGAUGACCUUGAGUCUGAUUCCCCCAUAAUAUAUGCAAGGGAGCCAUGUGAACCUGAAGUGAUUCCAAGUCUUCCAAAUGAUAAUGGCGAAAUUGAUCUAGUGAGGAAUGAUUUACGAGUAACUAUUAUAGAUAUGGAUCAAAACAUGUUUGCCAAACAAUAUUGUGAGGAAGACGAGGAAAGUGAAUAUGAGUACAUGGAGGACUUUGACUCUGAAACAUCUUGA